AUGGACUCUUCUUCUCCUCAACCAAACCCUUCUCUCCCAAUUGAAGACAAACCCACCCAACAACACCUCUCAACCCCCACUAAAUCCCUUUCGCCCCCCGCAAACUCCACCACCCACCUCGACGCGCCGCCGCCCGAGUUGCCGGAUUCUUCCGGACUGCGACGCCGCUGCAGAACCCGGGCACCCCAAACUGGCUCCCCGAGGAACCCUCGCAAACCGAGACGACGCUUCGAGCUCGAGGUUCGAGAAGAAAAGGACUCGGGGUUGAUCGAAGAGGUUGGAAAACAACCCAGGAAGAAAAGACAAACCGCGCGAACUAAGAAGGAGAAAGUUAACUCUGUUCCACCUUCAACCUCAUCUCCAAAAAGUGAAGAAGAGAGUGGCGGUGAUUUCGACCGAGUUGGGCAGAUGGUGAAUGAUUUGAUCAUGUGGAAAGAUGCGUCGAAGUCAACGUUUUGGUUUGGGUUUGGGUCGCUUUGUCUCUUGUCAUCUUGCUUUACUCAAGGACUGAGCUUUAGCAUUUUCUCUGCCUCGUCGCAAUUGGGGAUUCUCUUAUUGAGUGUUUCGUUUUUCUCCAAUUCGAUUUGUCAAAGAAAUAAAGUUGAAGAAAAGAGAGAAGUCAAGCUGAGAGAAGAUGACAUUUUGCGUCUUGCAAAGUUAGGUCUUCCUGCACUGAAUUUUGCAAUUUCAAAGAUGAGAGCGCUGUUCUCAGGAGAACCAUCCAUGACCCUCAAAGUAGUUCCUUUCCUUCUACUAGGAGCAGAGUACGGCCACUUAAUUACUAUCUGGAGGCUGUUUGCCAUUGGAUUUUUUAUCAGUUUCAGUGUUCCAAAGCUCUAUUUUUGCUACAGUGCUCAGAUAAAUAAGAGAGCUGAGUGCUUGAAAUUAUGGUUGUUGGAUGCAUGGAGUGCUUGCACUCACAAGAAGAAAGUUUUGGCAUCAGUACUAAUGGCCUUCUGGAAUCUAUCUUCAAUAAAAACUCGAAUCUUCACAAUUUUCAUAUUGCUCGUACUAUUCAGAUAUUUAAGGCAGCAUGUGACACUACAAUCAGAAGAUGGAGAAGCACAAGUAAAUGAGAAGGAACAGCAGAAAGCACCUGUGCUUGCAGAAUCAGAGAAGAAGGAACCACAACAAGCAUUAGUGGUUAGGGAAGAAGGGUGCCAAAACUAG
This is a messenger RNA of Sphenostylis stenocarpa, 1170 nucleotides long. NCBI's taxonomy places the organism in Eukaryota, Viridiplantae, Streptophyta, Magnoliopsida, Fabales, Fabaceae. The record is from the annotation of a GenBank genome assembly.